Messenger RNA from Orbicella faveolata, 1099 nucleotides. Its product is annotated as coiled-coil domain-containing protein 124-like. The record is from RefSeq and is a predicted model, not a curated record. Gene Ontology annotation, cellular component: nucleus. Gene Ontology annotation, molecular function: transcription coactivator activity. Gene Ontology annotation, biological process: transcription by RNA polymerase II. NCBI's taxonomy places the organism in Eukaryota, Metazoa, Cnidaria, Anthozoa, Scleractinia, Merulinidae.
UUGUUCAGUGAACUGCUGAGAGAAAUGAAAAGAGGAAGGUUUACUGGAAAAGAAAAUACGUCUUUAUAGUUUAGGAUGCCUAAAAAGUUUAAAGGAGUAAACACAAAAGCUGAAGAAACCCGUGCACGAAGGGAAGCAGUAAAAGUAGCCGAGAGGGAGAAAAAACAGAAGGAAGAAGAGGAUAAAUUAUGGGAAGAUAACGAUAAACAUGUCUUGAGGAAACAGCAAAGAAAGGAUGAUAAAGACCGCAAACGCCUUGAAGCAGCAGAGCGCAAGGCCGCUAACCAAGAAGCUCUUAAGGCAGAGGAAAGUGAAUUACCAAAGCAAAGUGGCAGUGUUCGUGCAAAGAAGACAGUAGCAGAGAUUCAAGCGGAACGUGAAAGGAAAGCCGCGGCCGCUGCUUUAGCUGCAGCUAAAACUCAAAAGAAAGAGGAGGAGACUGCCGAACCUCUUGAAGAAAACCCAAAUCAACAGAUGGCAGCACUGAUGGCGGCUGAAGGAGCUGUGGAAGCCCGCUCUGUGGAAGAUGCUAUAGCCGUGUUGAAUGUUGGCGGCACACCGGUGGACAGACACCCAGAAAAGAGGAUGAAAGCUGCCUACAGCGCUUUUGAGGAACGUGAACUUCCAAGGCUAAAACAAGAAAACCCCAACAUGCGAUUAUCACAACUGAAACAGUUACUUAAAAAAGAUUGGAUGAAAUCGCCUGAAAAUCCCAUGAAUAUGGUACAUGCAAAAAAGACAUAGAAAUCUUCGUUGAGCUUGAAUUAACUUUGUCUCAUUGAUUGCAAAUCAUAACGGAUCAUAAAAAGACGCAAAUAUACCAUGCAGUGUUCCAGCUCUGGCAUGCAACUAAGUUUUUUGGAAAUACGUUUAAAGUAUCUACCUGGUAUUGCAAUGUGGCUCGUGGUAUUGUUGGAUAGGUUUUUUUGAAAAUACCAUUUGUUGUUUACGAAUAACCAACUUGCAAAUUCAUCGUCCUGGUCGAGAUGGAGAAUUCUGGUUUAGGACUUAUGACUUAAUUGUAUUCUUCGUUAGCUGUACGGGACUCAUAGCUUGGCAGUAGAAAUGCUAAGAUAAAAAUAAAGUACACAAAUUGUCA